AUGCAAAUACGCAAGCUGACGUAAGAGAUCAUGUGGGUUUUGGUGUAGAUCACCACCACCGAUCGGAGAGAUUUUUUUUUAUUUUUUAUUUUUUUUUAAAUCCUACUGUAUGUCUUUUUCCUAGAGGGGGGCGAUUUGUUUAAGUGAAAGUCCUGGACCGUCUCCCCGGCGUUCUAGAACGCGCGCCGAGAGUUCCAUUCGGGGAAAGUUCUGCGUCUCAGCGUUCCAAAGCUUUGAUCGCAGGUGUAAUGCAGACCAUUCUGUAUGGUGGGUCACAGCCAAAAGCCACGGAUGGCACUAGACUCCUUUAGAGUCCAGCCUGGGCAACAUUACUCCUGGAAGUGCUAAAAGCAUCUAAGAGGACACCUUUGGGACUGUCCAAGAGCAGAAGCUGUUGCUUCCAAGCGCACUUCCACAGCGGUUAUGGCAAGCAAACGGAAGUCGACAACUCCAUGUAUGGUGCGAGCAUCUGGAGCUAUGGAGUCCAGUGACCCCGUGGACUGUAGUGCAGGAAAAGCACCUGAUGCUCCAGAGCAGGACUUAGGAAAUAAUUUGGCAGCCAGCAAGGAUAAUUGUGAAAAUGACUGUGAAGUGAUUGAGGGGAAGUCUUCUCCAGCUAACCCAACGAGGAAACCCCUUGGUGGUUAUGAAUGUAAAUACUGUCCGUUCUCCACCCAGAACCUGAAUGAAUUCACAGAGCAUAUAGACACACAACACCCCAAUGUGAUUCUCAACCCCCUCUAUGUAUGCUCCGAAUGUAACUUUACAACCAAAAAGUAUGAUUCCUUAUCUGAGCACAACACAAAGCUCCAUCCAGGAGAAAACAAUUUCAAGCUUAAGUUAAUCAAGCUCAACAAUCAGACUGUCUUAGAACAAUCCAUUGAGGUGACAGGCAAUCCAGCUGCGGCUGAAACCCCUGAAUAUGAAGGGGUGGCUGGUGGGAUAGGUGAUACAAACAAAGCAACACAGAUCAUUAACAUAGGAAAGCCUAAAGGUGAGGCCAAGAAAGCUUCUAUUGACAACCAUCUUGAUGGGAUUCCUCAGCUUCUUCCAGAUACCACUGAACCAAUUACAUGCAUUAAUGGAGCAGAAGUCCUCCAAGAUAUCCUGGCCCAUGUGAUGCCUUCCGUACAGCUCCCACCAAACAUCAACCUUGUUCCCAAAGUCCCCGUACCCCUGAAUAGUACCAAAUACAAUUCUGCACUAGACACUAAUGCCACCAUGAUCAGUUCCUUCAACAAAUUUCCAUAUCCAACACAAGCAGAACUAUCAUGGCUGACGGCAGCAUCCAAGCACCCAGAAGAGCAGAUUCGAAUUUGGUUUGCCACUCAGCGUUUGAAGCACGGCAUCAGCUGGUCUCCUGAAGAGGUGGAAGAGGCAAGGAAGAAGAUGUUCAAUGGCACCAUCCAGGCAGCACCCCAGACAAUUGCUGUCCUCCCAGCUCAUGUCGCCACAGCCAAGAUGCCACAGCCACUGAUCCAGACAGCUGUGCCUUGUCAGAUACUCAGUCAGACUGGCCUAGUUUUGACACAAGUGUCAAACGGAUCAAACAUUUCCCCAAUUACCCUUGCUGUUGCUGCCAAUCAGGGUCAGAAACGGAGUGUGCAGAACCAGCUAGCUGUCCCAGAAGCCAAGCGUCAGCAUGUCAUCCCAACAGAUGUCUUGCCCAAACAGAACAUACCUGCUGUUCCGGUAAGCACCGCAACAAUGCCGCUCUCUACUCUACUGCCAACGUCAUCAAACGACCGCAAAAAAACCAAGGAACAGAUUGCGGCCCUAAAGGCAAGCUUCAUUGUCACCCAGUUUCCUGACGAUGCAGAAAUUUACAGGCUGAUUGAACUCACCGGCCUCUCAAGGAGUGAGAUUAAGAAGUGGUUCAGUGACUAUCGUUACCGAAGUCAACGGGGAAUUAGCCAUAUCACAAGUGAAUCUGUAGCCAAGGACCAUGUUGCUCUUUCUUCCACACGACAGGACCAUACUUACAAUCCAUAUCCAGAUUUCAUUUUCCAGCAGUUCAAAGGAAAAACUCAAAAACAAUUUGCAAUCCUUGAAGAAAGUUUCCUUAAGAGCUCUUUUCCAACGCAUAGUGAGUUGGAAAGACUUCGGACCGAAGCCAGGAUGAGCAGAAGAGAGGUUGAAUCCUGGUUUGCGGAGCGAAGGAAACUUAGGGAUAAUAUGGAACAAGCUGUCUUAGAUUCAAUGGGAUCCAGCAUGAAGAAUAAGGAUCCAGUUGCUCCCAAUGGUGCAGUAAAUCAGACAGAGCAGGUCAGCAUUUCCCAAGCUCCAACAUCUUUGCCCAAGGUCUCCACAGCACUUGCUACAAGUAGCCAAGAACAAGUCCGCUUACUCAAGAAUAUGUUUGUUAGAACUCAGUGGCCUUCCCCACAGGAGUAUGAUGAAUUGGCAGCUCAGACGGGACUCACCAGGACUGAAAUAGUUCGCUGGUUCAAGGAGAACAGGAGCUCGCUAAGAAUGGGGACCUUAAAAUGGCUAGACCAGUAUCAACAGCAGAGAGUCAUUGAUGGCUACACAGAAACAAAGGGUCCAGUGCCCCUUGGGCCAAAGAAUAAUCAUGAUGAGGUUCAGCCACCUAACAAGGAGACUCAGAAGCUUGGGAAGCGAAGCGUAGAAAGUUCAGAGCAAUCUGAAGGCAUCAGUCAAACUAGUCAGGGUGGUGAAGAGAAACCGAAUGCGGGCAAUGUAAAUUGGGUGCAGCUUACUAUAGAAGAUGAUGCUGCUGCUUCGGACUGUGUAGACAGCUGGAAUGAAACAGGGCCUGAAAGCAAAACAGAUUUUGAUUCUGAAAGUAUAUCUGGUGAUAAUUCUCACACCUAGACAGGCAUUUCAUUCAGCUUUCUAGUCCCAUCUUUUGACCCUCGUGAGUGCACAUGGUCACUAAUCCUGGGAUCAAAUAAGGUCUCUGGAAACGGGAUAGUCACGUUUGGACUCCGGAAUCACGGUCCUGGCAAAGGAAGAGAUCAUCUCUGGCCUGUUUGGAGAAGUUUCAUGGUGCCAAAGUCCCACUUGGGGGAUUUUUUUAAAAAAAUGAGGCCCUUGUAUAUAAGCUUUCCCGGUAGUGUGUGGCUUUCUCCAUUUCUUGUUGACUUUUUUAAUACUUAUACUGCAGAGAUUUUUUGCUUUUUUUUUUUUUUGUUAAGCACAGCAGAUCACUGCUGUCUAAAAGCCAUGCUUCAUCCAGUUUCCUACGAACAGGUAAUCCCUGUAUCUAUCCUUGCAAUAACAUGGAAACCUUUUAGCCUGCUGCAUUAAUUUCUACCACUAAAAAUGUACUACUAGGCAUUUGGUGCAGUGGUUAACAGGUGUUGGAUUAGAAGCCAGGGGACCGGGAGUUCUAGUCCUGCCUCAGGCAUGAAGCUAGCUGGGUGACUUUGGGCCAAUCUCUCUCUCUCAACCCUGGGAAGGAGGCAAUGGCAAGCCACUCCUGACAACGUUGCCAAGAAAACUGCAAGGACUUGUUCCUAUGGUCACCAGGGGUCGGGGUGACUUGAUGGAUUAUAACGACAACUGUUUCAGUGGAAAUUAUAUUCAUCUUGUCACAUUUUGCACAUUUGCAUUUCCUACAUCAACCAUUCACUUGUAUUCAUCUCAUCACAUUGUACAUGUUUGCUUUUCCCACACAUUUUACACAUUUGCUGUUGGCCAUCCUUCCCUUUGCAUGAAAACUAAUCUUUGUCAUGUUGGGAGAACCAGUCUGUUACUGCGUCCCGUCAUUCAUCAUUUGCCAAACAGCUGGACCCAGAAUGCUAGAGAUGACAAGCGUGCAGCGCUGUUGCUUGCUCCAAGUGCUUUUCUACCACCGGCAGUACAAUCUUAAAAACAAAAAGACUUUGCAACAGAGGGCUCAAGCUUUAUACCCGAACUUAUGAUUUUUGUUGGUGAGUUUUUAGCUUGUUUCUAUGUCUCUGAGUGCACUUUUAUUCUUCAGUAACUGCUGAAAAGAGGGAGAAAUGUUGAAUUGCAGCCUCUUUGAUAAAAGUAUAGGUGACUUUUGCAUGGUUAGGAGAGACUGUUCCAUUUCCCUCCAAUAUACCCUGCUUAAAUUUAAUGCUAGAGAUUUUAAUUAAAAAGACACUUUUCUAACAUUGGCUUGUUUGUUGUAACUCAGUAAAACAAUGUUUUUGGUAA
Molecule: messenger RNA, 4146 nt
Organism: Candoia aspera
Lineage: Eukaryota; Metazoa; Chordata; Lepidosauria; Squamata; Candoiidae
Gene: ZHX2
Product: zinc fingers and homeoboxes 2
Exons: 3
Coding region: 424-2835 (803 amino acids)
Biological process (GO): regulation of transcription by RNA polymerase II
Cellular component (GO): nucleus
Molecular function (GO): DNA binding; DNA-binding transcription factor activity, RNA polymerase II-specific
Source: RefSeq, a predicted model, not a curated record